This is a messenger RNA of Callorhinchus milii (elephant shark), 1686 nucleotides long. RefSeq names its product PR domain containing 14 (gene prdm14). The record is from RefSeq and is a predicted model, not a curated record. The annotation marks the transcript as partial. The transcript has 8 exons. Gene Ontology annotation, cellular component: nucleus. Lineage: Eukaryota; Metazoa; Chordata; Chondrichthyes; Chimaeriformes; Callorhinchidae. Gene Ontology annotation, molecular function: protein binding; RNA polymerase II transcription regulatory region sequence-specific DNA binding. Gene Ontology annotation, biological process: regulation of transcription by RNA polymerase II.
CAACACAUGGAUGUGCUACGCUCCACCGAAGACCUGUUGCAUCCUCUGAAGUCUCUGGGCAGACUGGCCAGUCACCCGGGCCCCGCCCUGCCCUUCACUUUCACCAGCUUCUCCCUCCCCAGUGACUCCCCCUCGGUCCCUGAUGCCAUCUGCGACCUCCUCCCGCCGCCCUCUGUGCCCCUCUUCAGUCCAGUGCGGAUGAGCGGCAGCCCCGCCCGCCCCGAGCCACGGGACACGGCUCCACGCCUUGCGCCGCCCGAAGCCGGGCACCAGGCGAGGCGGGUGCCCCGCACUGCCAGGCGCUGGCUGGGGGUCAGCCUGGCGGCCCGGCAGCCCCGGGGCGGACAGUUCACAGAGGAAGACCUGAACAGGGUUUUGUACGGAUACACGAAGGUCUGCGGGGCCGCUCGGGCUGUCAAUCACUCCAUCUCAGGACUGCGAAUAACAGAGAGGACAGGUGAUGAGUUACAGCUUCAGCUGCUGGACAGAAGAGACUCUUUAGACAUCCCAGAGGGGCUCUCUGUUUCCCGCACUACCUGUGGGGGAAUUUCUCAUUUUGGGGUUUUCUGCUGUCAAAAUCAGAUCCCCAAAGGGGUUCGAUUCGGACCCUUUACAGGAAAAGUGGUGAACACGAGUGAGAUUAAAACCUACGAUGACAACUCCUUCAUGUGGGAGAUUUUCCAGGAUGGCCGUUUGAGUCACUUUAUCGACGGGAAAGGGGUCGCCGGGAACUGGAUGGCGUUUGUGAACUGCGCCCGGUCACUCCGGGAGCAAAACCUGACCGCCCUGCAGUGCGAGGGGAAGAUCUACUACGAGACGUGCAAAGACGUGUGCGAUCAGCAGGAGCUGCUGGUGUGGUACGGGGACUGUUACCUGCAGUUUAUGGGAAUCCCCGUCACGUUGAAAGAAAUGACUGAAAGUCCACUCACGGACCAGAGUGAAGAGUCCGGAGAAGGGUAUAAUUGCGAGCGAUGUGGGAAGGUUUUCGCCUACAAAUACUACCGGGACAAACACCUGAAGUACACCCGCUGUGUGGAUCAGGGCGAUCGCAAGUUUCCCUGUCACCUGUGCAACAGGUCAUUCGAGAAGCGAGACAGACUGAGGAUCCACGUCCUUCACGUCCACGAGAAACAUCGGCCGCACAAAUGCUCGGUGUGCGGCAAGAGCUUCUCUCAGUCCUCCAGCCUCAACAAGCACAUGAGGGUCCACUCUGGGGAGAGACCGUACAAGUGCGUCUAUUGCAACAAGGCUUUCACCGCCUCCAGCAUCCUGCGCACCCACAUCCGACAGCACUCGGGGGAGAAGCCCUUUAAGUGCCGUCACUGUGGGAAGGCCUUCGCCUCACACGCUGCCCACGACAGCCAUGUGCGCCGCACGCAUGCCAAGGAGAGGAGCUGCACCUGCGCCCUCUGCGGCAAAACCUUCCCCGAGGAGCACGAGCUCAAGGUGCACCAGGUGCAGCUGCAUGCAGGUGAAAGAUUCCAGGUAGAUACUGCUGUGAAGCCAGAAUUACACCAUAUGCCUCCUAUCGGUCAAAUAGACUCUGUGAAUGAAAAUUAUCUUUACAAUUCAAGUGAGGAGCCUCUAGUUGUCCCAAAUAACCUAUACAAAGAGGAGAACAGCCCCUAUGGAGCAAGCACAGGAAUCACCAUACAACAUAAUGACGGCCGCAGACCCUGGAAUUAG